AUGGACCUCAAAGUGCCGAUCUACUUCUCGGCAGGUCUCACGGAGAAGGCUAACGACUACUACAAAAUGUUUAUUAAUUGGACAAAUCAGAAAAUCAAGCAGACUUUUGUGGAGCGUAACAUGUUUGAGUUCACUCAUAUCUCUGCGUUCGACAAUUCAUAUGCCGAUAAUCCCGGCCCACAG
Messenger RNA from Sphaeroforma arctica JP610, 183 nucleotides. RefSeq lists its product as hypothetical. The record is from RefSeq and is a predicted model, not a curated record. Gene Ontology annotation, cellular component: nucleus. Gene Ontology annotation, biological process: snRNA processing. Lineage: Eukaryota; Ichthyosporea; Ichthyophonida. The transcript has a single exon. The annotation marks the transcript as partial.